Molecule: messenger RNA, 1619 nt
Organism: Poecilia latipinna (sailfin molly)
Lineage: Eukaryota; Metazoa; Chordata; Actinopteri; Cyprinodontiformes; Poeciliidae
Product: carbonic anhydrase-related protein 10-like
Exons: 4
Coding region: 390-971 (193 amino acids)
Biological process (GO): one-carbon metabolic process
Molecular function (GO): carbonate dehydratase activity; zinc ion binding
Source: RefSeq, a predicted model, not a curated record
AUGCUCAACAACAGGCUUCCAGUCGGUGAUCAGAUCCAAAGGUGUAACCGGCGUUAGCAUGGGUACGCUUAUAGUGCAUCUAAAUAUGCCUUGGAAAGUCACAUUAUCACAUCUUAACCAAUUAAAUGAGUGUAGGGACAUGCACUGGACAUGUCCCACAUGUCCAGCCUGCAUCAUCCCCAGUGGAUGGAGCAACCAGUUUGAAAAGAGAAUUUACCUGCUAGGCUGACCCGUACAAUAACUGUGCACAAUCACACUUAUUUGAGAAUCUGUAAAUCGAUUAUUUAAUAGUCAUGUGAGACAUUUCCAAUUGCUUAACAAAGUAGAAAAGAAGAGAUGCUGAAAAUAUUCAGUCUUAGUUUUGCUUCCAGUGCUUGUGUUUAAAUCAUAUGGCUCCUCUUCUCUUUGUUUGUCUCUUUCAGGUCCAACUGAUCCACUAUAAUCAAGAUCUGUAUGCUAACUACAGUGAGGCAGCUAAGAGUCCUCACGGCAUUGCUGUGGUCUCCAUCUUCAUUAAGCUCUCAGAAAACUCCAACGCCUUCCUCAACCGUAUGCUCAACAGAGACACCAUAACCAGAAUCAACUACAAACAUGAUGCAUUCCUACUAAUGGGCCUGAACAUAGCUGACCUUUACCCUGACACCAUCCGCUACAUCACCUAUGAGGGCUCCAUCACCAUCCCUCCCUGCUACGAGACCUCCACAUGGAUCCUCAUCAACAAGCCAGUUUAUGUGACACAGAUGCAGAUGCACUCCCUGCGCCUCCUCAGCCAGAACGAACCGUACAAGAUCUUCCUGAGCAUGAGUGACAACACCCGGCCGGCCCAGCCUCUGCUGCAGCGCUGCAUCCGAACCAACAUCAACUUCAACAAGCAGGGCCGCGACUGCCCCAACAACCGUGCCCUGCGCCCACAGUACAGAGGUGAGCCGACCGCUGCUGUCAAGAGAAGGGCUCAGUUCCGCUGGAAGUGAUCGCUGUGUUAUAUAUAACAUCACGUUCUUUUCUCGCUUCUCAUUCUUCAGAGCUGAUCAGGGGAGCCGUUACAUGCCAAAAGUGGAGAUAUUUUUAAGUUGUUCCUAUCUGGACUGUCAAAUCCAUUGAGUGCACAGUUAAAAAUAACCAGGAAACUUUUGGUCAAAGUCAGCAAAUCACUGUUCAAACUUUGGACAGUGGAACGUCCCAUAGUUAACAGAGACUACAGACAUGAGUGAUCAGCAAAAAUGACUGAGACACUGAAGGUUCUGGCAGAACUCUGUUACUCUGAUGGUAUUAAUCAGGCUAUUACUAUUACUAUUUACAUCUUCAUACCAAAGCUCAUCUUUAUCUCUGCCUAAAUAAAUGUAUAUUUAUUACUAUAUAAGCUAAAAACAGUAGAAUGAGCUGAACACUGUCACCCUGCCAGUUACUUACACUGAACACACAGGAAUGGAGUUGUACUUACUCUGCAAAAACACAAUCUUACCGAGUAUUUUUGUUCUAAUGUCUUAGAACUCUUGAAAUAUGAGAAAACUAUCUUACAAGUAACUUUCCAACAAGACAUAAGAGUUUGUUCUAAGUCAGGAAUUUCAUAAUAAUGAUAAAAAGUAUUAGUUCCUCUGACAGAUUAUUUCACUAACCUG